Staurois parvus is the source of this 292-nucleotide messenger RNA. Lineage: Eukaryota; Metazoa; Chordata; Amphibia; Anura; Ranidae. The record is from the annotation of a GenBank genome assembly.
CAAAAAAUUCAACACACCAGCAGUGUGAGGAGACCUGAAAGUGGCACAUGGCAUGGCAGAGUGUGGCGAUGGAGACAGCAGCAAUGGGAGGAGCCUACAGGGACCCAUGAGAGACCUGGACUUGGCAGCAGCAUGAGGAGGCGGUAUAUAGGGGCCCAUGGCAGAUUAGGGGCCUGGCAGCAGCUAUGGGAGGCCCGUAAUCUGCCAGCACCCUAUGUCAAAAAAUUCAACACACCAGCAGUGUGUGAGGAGACCUGAAAGUGGCACAUGGCAGAGUGUGGCGAUGGAGACA